AUGUCGUGUAGCUUCACCAUCGACUACGCGGCGGCGGCGGCCUCCGCAAACGUUUUUUAUUACGCAGCUGAUUCGGCUUGUCUGGGUCUCCCAGGCUAUGUUAACGGUUCAGACUGUGCAUCAUGGCCAGUAGCGUCUGCUUCACCGACUGCAACCCUUAUCUGGAGCGCUUCAGGUGGAACGGCGGUCACCAGCACUUGCAACGCCCCCGUUUUCACUUCAGAGGCUUUCCCAAAUAUAGUACGCACUACUGUUCCAUGUAAUGUCCAGAACAGCCUCCUUAGCGUUGAUGGUGUUGCUUCGUACAUUUAUCCUACCGCCGGUACUACUGGGAUGGGUACUUUUGUUUGGACUGUUGGCCCUGGCCCGGGGUCGACUACCACCACCACCGCAGCAACCCCUUAUGUGGUUCCCGGAUAUACGGUCGUUCCCACGACUAUCCCUACAACCUGGUCGACAGUUAUCAAUAGCACCGCUACCGUUAUCACAACCCAAAUUACCACCGUUGCUACCGUAACCCAGCUAUCCACUUUGACGGCUGGUACAACCACGAUUAUGGGCCGUUUCCAGAAGAGACAGGCCUUGACUUGCAGCCCCAGAGGACCCGCUGGGUCUUAUACCUCUGGUGCCACUGUUUCUGACUUGGUUUACACCGAUGUCCUCCACACUACAACUUCGACAUCAGAGUCGACCAUUAUGCCCACAUCAUGGUCGAUUACAAACACCACAGUUACUAACAUUAGUAAUACAACAACUACUUUGGUCACAUCGGCAACUCUCAUUGCCAAUACCAUUAUUACCGUCCCAGCUGCCACUGUCACUGGAACUGGUACAACUGCUGGUACAUCUGAGACUACUGGUGCUGAUACUACUACCGCUAGCGUUGCUACCGGUACUAUGGGACCAUACGCUAUCUCAGUUGUUGCAGUUGGAACCACCAUUACCGAGGGCCUUACUCGUCGAUCAUUGCCUACCGCCAACGUAAACCAUAAGCGUCAGGACAAUGAGGGGUGGAUCGGCCUUGCGGAUGAAGAUGGUACCGUUGGUGUCGUCUCUUCCCAGAGUGACGCCAUCCAAUUCUAUGUCAUUAAUGGUGAACUUGUUGCUGACGUUGGUGGGGUUGACUGGUAUACUUUCACUGAAACAUCCAUCAUUGAGGAUCCUGGUUAUGAGACUUGGGUCCUCCAAUCUAGCCCCCCUGGAGCGGGCUCUAUCUCCACUGAGUGGCAGGGUUUCGAAUUGGAUGCCCUCGACUGGGUCAACGAUGCCUUCGUUGGUACUGGCAUGGCUCAGAUGUGCGUUGCCUCUCCUUUGAGCGGGGAAACCGUCAGCAUCAUUAACUUUUGGUACGACACUACUUUGUCACCACCGGGAGGUGCUUGUGACCUCGUUACAGCCGCCAUUGUUGCUGUUGAGCCAACCCCCAACCCAAGCGCUACCGAGACUGUCACAUCACAGACUACCAUCACUUCCAUCUCCACUAUCACUGGUCCUCCAGUUACCACCUACGUUUGCAACAACGGUGGAAUGUGUCCAAAUGCUUGCACUUAUGAUACUAACCUUGUCACCACUGAAGUCUGCUCGACCGCAAGUGAUGGCCUCAGCACUUGCCAGGCAUGUUUGGGAUCCACCCCACUCCCAGUUAUUCAGACUGACCUCGCUUGGGUCACCUCUACCAUCGAAUGCGCCACCCCACCAUGCCAGCAGAUUGUUACUCAGAUACCUGUUCCAUCCCCUCCAUGUGAUGGUGACAGCACUGUCACUGUCUGGGCUAACAACGGUGCUGCUGGUACUGCUGUUGUGGCUGCCGGUGCCGCCGCUGCUAACACUGUUGCUGCCGCCGAUGCUGCUACUGAUACUGCUGUUAGCAGCGCUGCUACUACAUCAGCAACUCCCACUACCCCCAGAUCGUCCACUCGAACUGGUGCCCCAACUGCCUCCCCGUCCAUCGGUUUGGCAGGAAGGAUCGAGUUCCGACCCGGCAGCGUCAUGGCCCUGGCUCUCGCUGUUGCUUUCGCUUUCCUUGCUUAA
This is a messenger RNA of Orbilia oligospora ATCC 24927, 2031 nucleotides long. RefSeq lists its product as uncharacterized. Lineage: Eukaryota; Fungi; Ascomycota; Orbiliomycetes; Orbiliales; Orbiliaceae. The transcript has 5 exons. The record is from RefSeq and is a predicted model, not a curated record. Bases 1 to 2031 code for a protein of 676 amino acids.